UGUUUAAUAAUAAUUCAUCGAAUCAGUGCCGGAUAUUCCGUUCACCUCCCGAACAUGAGUCACUCGAUACGUCCUUUCACGUGUUACUUUUGCAACAAACUAAUCGAAAACGAGAGUCAAAUCGGUCAUUCCACGUUAUGUUCCAAAGUACUGAUUCCUUGCCCCCACAAGUGCGGAUCCUACAUCGAAAGGGUAAACCUGCCCAAACACAUUACGGAAUGUCGAAUGAAUAUCGGUAAAUCUGUAAGUAAUCAACAAAAUACGAGUACCACAGAAACCAACUCACUAGACAGGCGUGCAAAUUCAGAAAAACAAAAAAUCCAAAACGAAAUCGUCAAUUUAAGAAGACGAUUUUCUGAGUUAGAGUCAAAAUUGGCCACAUCGUCUGGCUCCAGUCCAUCAGUCACACUGGAUACACAGUUGGAGGAAGUUAAAGAUACUUUGAGGAAACACGGAUUGUCACUGGAAAAGUUUAAUUUUUUCAAUGGCUACGUCAUUAAUUGGAAAAAGAGCGUUGAUUCUCAGAUGACUGCAAUAAACGACAGACUUAAAACGAUCGAUGCCAUAAAACAGGAAUUAACCAACCAAUGGACGUACGUCCGAGAAAAGCUUCAGCCACUUCAAAACAUGCACUUGGACAUAACCAUGUUGAAAGAGUCCCUGUAUCAGGAAAACGUCCGCUGCAAAAACGGCGAGUUCAAUUUGAAUUCGAAAAUUGACGAAUUGAGAACCGCUCUCGUUCAGCAUGAAAUUACUUUAAGACGCCCUAAAAAAUUUUCUAAACAAAUUUUCGAAAAAAACCUGAAAGAAUUCCAACGCAUUAGACAGGACGUCGAUGAACAAAAGGCGAAGUUAGCGGGUUUUGUGUUUGACUUACGUUCGGUGAGUCAAAUAUCUUCGGAGGCGGAGGAAAAAGUGGAAAUCAUGGAGCGGGAGUUCGGUUUGCUCAGACAGGAGGUUAAUCAGACAAAAGUCAAUUUGGAAAUAUUGGAAGAAACCAACUAUAUCCAGAAUGCUUCUCACGAAAGACUUAUUUGGCGAGUAACAGAGGUCGAAUCCAAACUGAAACGAGCAAAAGAAAAUGAUAUCGUGUUAAAAGGGCCUGUCUUUUAUACACAUCGUUAUGGAUAUAAAAUAAGGGUAUUACUUUAUUUAAAUGGCCUUCAAAAGUGGAAGGAUAGAUAUGCAUUGGCGUGCAUUCACGUCCUCAAAGGAGAAUAUGAUCCUUUAUUAGCAUGGCCAUGCGCUAUCGAUGCCUCUAUUACUUUAAGGAGUUUGAACGCGGAUAAAUCGGUGACGAAAUUUAUCAAAACCAAGAAAUCGUCCGGUGACGAGGAAGAAGACGAACCGCAAGAAUCUUCCCAGUCGUAUAUUUUCAUACCGCAUUCGGUGUUAUUUAAGGAAAAUUUCGUGAAAAACGACACGUUUUUCCUCGAUAUUUCUAUAAGAAAUAGUGAGAUUUUUAGGCAGGAAACGAACUUGUGACGGUUUUAGUGAUGACGGAAUAGCUGGAGUAAUUUAUUCCAACCCUAUUCGCCCUUUUCAAUUUCGUAUUAAAAAAAAGAAAAGAAGGAAGUAGUAGCAGAAGAGGGGGGGAACGGAGCUUUAAAUUUAGUUAUAGUACGUGGCCUAAGAACAAAAUAAAGAAACUUGUUUUUUUU
Anthonomus grandis grandis is the source of this 1661-nucleotide messenger RNA. Its product is annotated as TNF receptor-associated factor 5. Lineage: Eukaryota; Metazoa; Arthropoda; Insecta; Coleoptera; Curculionidae. Gene Ontology annotation, molecular function: ubiquitin protein ligase binding; tumor necrosis factor receptor binding; zinc ion binding. The record is from RefSeq and is a predicted model, not a curated record. Gene Ontology annotation, biological process: positive regulation of JNK cascade; regulation of canonical NF-kappaB signal transduction; tumor necrosis factor-mediated signaling pathway. Gene Ontology annotation, cellular component: cytoplasmic side of plasma membrane; plasma membrane signaling receptor complex.